This is a messenger RNA of Clunio marinus, 3577 nucleotides long. NCBI's taxonomy places the organism in Eukaryota, Metazoa, Arthropoda, Insecta, Diptera, Chironomidae. The record is from the annotation of a GenBank genome assembly.
GUAAUCCUCAAAAUUUCCCUUUUCAUCACAUUUUAAAUCAAGUUUCACAUAUUUUCUCUGGUUAAUAACGAAAGAUAUAAAUCUAUUUAAUAGCAAUGGAAUCUAUGGAGGUUCUCCUCAAUAAUCUACUCCUUGCCGAAAACGUUCAGAAGGCAACCGAGGAGUUGAAUGAAGCUCUUAAACGUCCAGAAACUAUUCAGAUUUUAUGUGAAAUCGUUGUGAGAUCCGCAAAUCCUCAACUUCGACAAUAUGCAGCUGUCAUUCUCCGCAAGAGACUAGUGAAGUUAAGAUUUUGGAAUAUGGUGCCAAAAGACCAACAGCAGCUCAUUAAAACAGGUUUUCUUCAAGCUAUCACUACAGAGCAAGAUAAAUCAGCUCGUGCUGCAAUUACACAAGUUGUCGGUGCGCUUGUAAAUCACGAAUUUCCCAAGAAGGAUCCAUGGGCCAAUGACGUUCUAAAGUUUGUUUUUGAAAGUUCUCAAUCAAGCGAUCCCGCAAUAAGUCUUUUGGGUGCUGAAACAUUCGCUACAUUAACAGAAGCUGCUCCUGACCAAUUCAUACCGCAUCUAGAAACUAUCGGAAUGUUCUGUUCACAAGCAAUGAUCGUAUCGGAACAAACAAACAAUUUGGGAAAUCCUGUUGUUUUCAAUCUUCUUAUGGCUAUGUCGCAUUUAGUUCCUUUCAUAAUUGGGCAUAAUGUGGCCGAACAUGUUUUCACAUCAUCUGUUCCUUACGUUGUUAAAGCACUUCACGCAUUUUCAGCUCAAAAUGAUGAAGAAAAAUUCAUCGAUGCCUUUGAUAUUCUUGAAAACCUUGCUGAUCACGCACCAAAACUUCUCACAAAUCAUAUCACAUUGUUAAUUGAAUUUUGUUUGGAAUUAGCACGAAGAAAAGAAGUCGAUGAAGGAAUUCGAGUGAAAGUCAUCACUUACAUUGCCUUGAUUGUUCGACUUAAAAAGAAGUUGAUUUUAAAGUUGAAACUUGUCGAGCCAAUCAUUGCAGUGUUGUUUCAAUUAAUGGCAGCACCAAGUGAUGAUAGUGGUGAUGAUACUGAAGAAUACUUUGGAAGCAAUGAAGUCACAACUCCUAUGAAUUGUGCAACACAAACACUUGACACAUUAGCUCUGAGUAUACCGCCAAAAAAUUUGAUUCCACCUCUCUUAGCGAUUCUCGAGCCAGCACUUCAAUCAUCGAACGAUCCAUUACAAAAGAAGGCCGCAUAUUUAUCAAUUGCUGUGAUUGCUGAAGGAUGCAGUUCAGCAAUUUGUAAGAAAUAUUUACGUCCAUUGUUGGAUUGUAUCAAGACUGGUAUCACCGAUCAAAAUCCAAUCAUCAGAAACAGCGCAUUGUUUGCUUUAGGACAAUUCUCUGAACACUUACAACCCGACAUUUCUCAAUUCUCAGAAGAAGUUCUUCCAAUUCUCUUCGACUAUUUGUUAAUGCUUUCAAAUCAGAUUCGGGCUGGUGGUAAAGAACCUCAACAUAUCGAUCGUGUCUUUUAUGCUGUUGAGACAUUCUGUGAGAAUCUUGAAGAUGCUUUAGUUCCACAUUUACCGGUAUUGAUGGAACGAUUGUUUGAUUGUAUGGCACCAACGAAUUCUGUUCAUUUACGUGAAUUGGCAUUGAGUGCAAUUAGUGCAACAUCAACAGCAGCAAAAUCUAAUCUCAUGCCGUAUUUCCCACAACUUAUUGAAGGACUUAAAAUGUAUUUGCAAAAGACCGAAGAUGAAGAUAUUUGUACACUUAGACCAGCAGCAAUUGACACAUUGGCAGCUCUUGCAAGAACAAUCGGAAAGGAAAAUUUCCUCCCACUCGCUAUUGACACGAUGAACUUGGGAUUAACUUUGAUCGAAGAUGGAAGCGAUCCUGACUUGAAACGUUCUUGCUACAAUUUAUUUGCAUCAAUGGCAUCGAUUCUCAAUGAACAAAUGGGAUCGGCGUUGGAGAAAAUCGUUUCAUCAAUGAUUGACAGUGUCAAAAGCACAGACAGCAUCAUAAGCAUGAAGAAGGAAAGUGAAGAGAAUGCUUUGGAAGAUAACAACGCUGAGAAUGAUGAUCAAGAAUUUGAUAUUGAGACUUCUGAUGGUGAGGAAGAAGACGAAGAAGACAUGAUUGGUGUUGAGAAUAGUUACAUGGAGGAGAAGGAAGAAGCUGUCAUUGCAUUGAAAGAAAUUGCUGAACAUACUGGAACAUCAUUUGCGCCAUACAUUCGAACAUCAUUCGAAGAAAUUUACAAGCUUUUAAACUACCCAAAUGAAGAUAUUCGUCAAUCAUCAGUUGAAGCUUUAUGUCAAUUUGUCAUUUCUCUUUAUAAAUUGAAUGACAUUGAAGGUGUUAAGCACACAUUAUUGAUUCUUGUUCCAAAAUUAAGUGAAAUUAUUCACAUGGAUGAAGAAAGGAUUGUUGUAAUGGCUGCUUUAGAAUCAUUUAAUUCCAUUCUUGAAGAGUUGGGAAAAGCUGCACUUGAAGUUGAUGGUCAUAAAGAUGCAAUUUAUUCAUGUGUUGUUGAUGUACUAAAUGGAAAAGCAACGUGUCAAUAUGAAGAGCCUGAAGAAGACGAUGAGGAUGAAAGCGAAUACGACAUUGCAAUAAUGGAAUCAGCUGGCGAAAUUCUUCCAAAGUUUGGAAAAGCAAUGACAUCGCAAGAGUUCUUCACUUACUUUAGUCGAAUCUUUCCGUUCUUUAUUGGAAAAAUUCAAAAAACGAAAAACAAAGACGAAAUGUCACAAUCACAACGUGCAAUGGCUGUUGGUGUUGUAUCUGAGUGUUUUGAACCACUUGGUGAAUUUACAGCACAAUAUUUUGAUAAUCUUCUACCAUUGUUUAUUGAUUUGUUGAAUGAUCGAAGCGAUGAAGAGGUUCGUAACAACGCUGUCUAUGCUAUUGGUGAAAUGGUCGUGCAUGGUGGACAAACAAGCUUCAAAUGUUUCCCACAAAUUCUUGAAGCUCUCUCGACACUUGUCGCUAAGGAGAGUCACGGUGGAAUCUUGGAUAACAUUUGUGGUACUCUCGGUCGAUUGAUUUUUAUCAACAGCAGUUUAGUUCCAUUGAAAGAUGUUCUGCCUGUGUUCAUCUCUUAUCUUCCACUACGACAAGAUUAUGUUGAGAACGAGUACGUGUUUCGAGCUCUCGACCUCAUCUAUCGACAAGGAAAUGAAGUUCUCUUACAAUUCCUCGAACGUGUCAUUCUUACAGCACUCACCGUACUUAGCAAGAAGCAGUACAGUAAGGAUGAAGUUCGUGAUCAUGUUUUUACAUUUGUUAAGCAAGUUCGGAAUGAUUUUCCUGAAAAGUUUAACAACGUUGUCAAUGCUGAUUCCGAAAUUUCAAGUUUUGUUCAAAGCUUAUCAUAAUCGUUAACACAAACUUGAAUUAUAAUUUCUUUCCUCCAAAAAUAUUUCUGAUAUUAUUUUAUAUUCAACAUGAAAAAUCAUAUUUUACUUGCGAAAAUAUUUAAUUCCAGUUUACCAUUUGUAAAACUCAUUAAAAAACAUAUUCUUAUUAAAAACAGGAAUUUUCUUUUGUACUUUGAAGUUUUAGAUGAAAAUGAAGUUUUAAAUAAAAAUGAAAUUUUAAU